GUGAUGUGUUCUGCAAAGCCAGGAGCCUGGAAAGUAUCUACACUAAAGUUAACUCGUCUUUACGAUCAAACGACUCUCUGGAGACACGUCUCUGGGUCUCUCUUAUCCCCGUUCGCCGUGGCUGAACUUCCUUCAGUUGUCGUUCGCCAUUCGAGCGUUACGGGUUAUCAGUUUUGCGGCUCACUUGGCUUAUACACGCGAUCCAAUCACCGUGUCAAUCAAAUCCCGAGUACCCAUUACAUCACCGAACAACUUGGCAUCUAACAAACAUCAACUGCCACCUAAAACCAUCAGCCGGCUCGCAGACAUCGAACGAUUAAAGAUCUAUUAGGAUCAAUCAAGGACUUGAUUCAAUAUCCUCGAUAGAAUUGUGUAAAAUUGCUGCUAUUGAUACACCAUUAAGUUUUUUUUUUAAUAUCAUUAAUUUUACUGUUUAAUUAAAAGACCCAAAAAAUAUUUAACGCCAUUAAAAAAAUAAUUGAAAGAUCUCAGACGUGGAUAAAUUUCUGGCGCCUGUAACCGGGGAUUAAUCUUAAUAUUCAACAGUCACGAUACUUUAUAAAAUUCAAAAUAAAUGUAUUAUGAAUAAUGGAAUACGUGUGAACAAAAAAAUUGCCAAUGAACUUGCAAUUAUAAAAUUAUAAUGGAAUUUGACAAUUACCCUCAAAUUUAUAAAUUUAAAUAAUCAGACAAUUAAGCAUUCAAAUAAAUUUAAAUGGCAAUGUCACUAGUCUGCUAUUAAAGUAAUUUAAGUGCAAAAUAAAAAAACAAAUAUUUUUUUAUCUCCAUAAAAAGAAAGAAGAAAACUUUUAAAACAAAAUUAUCUAGUCUUCAAAAUGUCAUUAGCAAACUUUAGCCUGCCAUUUCCAGUGGCCACACCGUCGCCUUACUUAUACACACCAAGUAUUUCUGAGUCUGUGAAUAAUUUACCAUUUAAUGGAGUGUUACCGUCACCUAAUUUUAAUGAACAGAGUAACUAUCAUAAUCAACCAUAUCUACCACCUGCUUAUCAACGUUCACAUUAUCCAGUGCAAUCACAAAACCCAAGACGAACUCAAUACUAUAACAAUAUAAAUAAUAAUAAUAAUAAUAAUAACAACAAUAAUGAUAAUAAUAGUAAUAAUAAUAAAAACAAUAAUAAUAAUAAUAAUAAACAGCAUCAAUAUGAAAUGCAAACAACUCAAGAUUAUUUAUCCCAAGACAAUAAUUUUGAUGAUUACGACCAAGAUUAUUCAAUAACACAAUCAAGUAGAAAAAAUGACAAUAAAAAUAAUCCACAGCAAGAGAUAAGGCCACCCCUGUUAGAAAUAAAUCAAGACGAUAGAAUUGCUAAUCGUAAUGCCCCUCGUACUCAACCACAAGAUCCACAUAAUCCUCAACCUGACGGGUAUACGAAAGUUAAUUCGUAUGGAACUUCCGGUGCUAAAACUUCAGUCCAUGCAGUACUUGAUUAUGAUGACGACGAUGACGAUAAUAAUUCCAGCGAUGAAUACUACGACGAAAAUGUUCCACGUGACCCGCGCGUUACACCUAUUCAAGGACCUAUUUAUAUAAAAAAUGGAUCCGUUCCCGUUGUUCCACUUUACUCAUAUCAACAAUAUAAUAAUGGAAGUUUUUUACAAAUACCUAUCCUAUGGACCGCAUUGUCAGUGGCCUUAGGAGUAGAAUUGCAUGGUGACGUUGUCAAAGGCACACCUUGUAUCAAAAAAUACCAUCAAUUAUUUUGCCCAACUGCUGGUAAAACAUAUCCAAAAGCAAGAAUUGAACUUUUUAUUGAUGAAAAUAAAGCUUUGAUGAAACGUAUGUAUGGAGACUUUGAAACUGACAAAGAUCAUGGUCCAGUGACAAGUUCAGAUUCCAAAAGAAGAAAAAGAUCUUUUGACCCGGGUCUUCCUGACGGUGGACCGAUACUUGGAAAUAAAAAUAUGAGAAAUUCACAGUUUAUCCACGAAGGUGAUUCUUAUUUUGAGCAUAUUCGUAAUCCUCGUCAGUUGCCAAAAAAUAACCAUAAUGACAGUGGAAGACUUGAUGUCUGUGAAUCAAAAACUGAAGUUGUAACUCCUUAUUGGGCAAGUAAUAGUGCCGGAAAAGUAAGAGCUGUUGUUAAUACACAACAUUUUGAACAGGCUAUUCAUCAAGAAGUUUGUUCGAAAACUCAAACAAAUCGUUGCACAGGAGGCUGUGGAUGCGAACAAAAGUACAAAUGGCACAGACUGCUCGCUUAUGACCCGGAUGAUGACUGCAAAGGUAUUUUUAUGGACUGGUUUCUCUUUCCGUCCUGUUGCGUUUGUCGCUGUGAUCCACAUGCCAAGUUUCCCGGUACUGGGACUGACACUACCACUAAUACCGGUACAAGCGCGAGCACCAAACUAAAUUCCAACACCAAACCCAUCACUAAUCGAAGCGGUUAAUUCGACUGUAUUAUUCACUUUUAUCAACUCCAAUUUAAACUUUGGAAAACUUUCAGAAAACGGUUUUCAACCCAAAAGUUUUUCAACUUCUAUAAUUUCAAUAAUUUUCAAUUUCACCAUCACAAUUAAUUUUAUUUUUUUUUUAUUUAUUUAAGGAAGUAAUUAAAUACUGUAAUUUUUUUUUUUUAGUCUAAACAUUUUUUAUGCGAUUGUUGUCAUUGGAAAUUAUUUUGCCACUGAUAACAUCGUGAUUGCGAGUCGGGAAUGAUGCAAUUAAUCAUAUGCUAGAUAAUUUGUAUUAUAAUUGUAAGAAAUAUAAAAAUCAUCCAUAUUUUUUUAUAAAUAAUUUUUAAGUAGAAAUAAAAAAAUUCGAAUUUUUAAAUAAAUAAUUUUGUUUUUGUAAUUAAUAAUUCAUAUGUAUAUAAUUAUGAUUAUUAUUUACGUUAUUUUGAUACUCUAAAAAUUUUUGAUAAAUAAUAAAAAGUAAAU
Molecule: messenger RNA, 2900 nt
Organism: Microplitis mediator
Lineage: Eukaryota; Metazoa; Arthropoda; Insecta; Hymenoptera; Braconidae
Gene: spz3
Product: protein spaetzle 3
Exons: 7
Coding region: 837-2411 (524 amino acids)
Biological process (GO): regulation of Toll signaling pathway; central nervous system formation; innate immune response
Cellular component (GO): extracellular region
Molecular function (GO): Toll binding; growth factor activity
Source: RefSeq, a predicted model, not a curated record